GCUCGCACUUCUUGGGACAGGGAGUCAAGUGAAAUGCGCUAUAAGAGGCUUCAACAUUUGCUUGAAAAAAGCAACAUCUAUUCCAAAUUCUUGCUAACCAAAAUGGAACAGCAGCAACUGGAGGAACAGAGGAAGAAAGAGAAGUUAGAAAAAAAGAGAGAGAUGAUGUUAAAAUCUGCCAAGGGUCAAAAUCCACUUGAUAGCAAAGAGGAGAAAUCAGGUGCAAAAAAGAAGAGAGGGAGAGAAGGUGGGACAUACAACAUCUCAGAAAUUAUGUCCAAGGAGGAAAUAUUAUCAGUGGCAAAAAAAAGUAAAGUGGAAAAUCAGGAUGAAAGCUGUUCUGACAACCUGUGUCCAGAAGACCUGCAGAAAAAUGGAGACUCAAAUAGCGUCAUUAAAGAUAGAUUGUGUCAAGCUGUACGACACAGUGCCAAGCAAUUCCUUGAUCCAGUACGGAAAUUUAAUGGACAACCAGUGCCUUUUCAGCAGCCAAAGAUUUUUACUGGAGGUGUAAUGAGGUGGUACCAAGUGGAAGGCAUGGAGUGGCUAAGGAUGCUUUGGGAAAAUGGUAUCAAUGGCAUUUUAGCUGACGAAAUGGGGUUGGGGAAGACGAUCCAGUGUAUUGCAACAAUAGCACUGAUGGUGGAGCGAGGAGUCCCUGGUCCAUUCUUAGUAUGUGGUCCUUUGUCUACUCUUCCAAAUUGGAUGUCUGAAUUCAAGAGAUUUACUCCAGAGGUAAAAGAAUUGCUGUAUUCCACUAAUGAGCAGGAACGUCGUAAACUGGUUCGUAAAAUUCACGGGCGACAAGGAUCACUGCAAAUCCAUCCUGUGGUCAUUACUUCCUUUGAAAUAGCAAUGCGAGACAGAAAUGCCCUGCAGCACUGCUUCUGGAAAUACCUGAUAGUAGAUGAAGGUCACAGGAUUAAAAAUAUGAACUGCCGCCUUAUCAGAGAAUUGAAACGAUUUAAUGCGGACAAUAAACUCCUGUUGACUGGUACUCCCCUGCAAAACAACUUGGCAGAGCUUUGGUCAUUGCUUAACUUCCUGUUGCCAGAUGUGUUUGAUGAUUUGAAAAGCUUUGAAUCCUGGUUUGAUAUUACCAGCAUUACAGAAACGGCCGAAGAUAUUAUUGCUAAAGAAAGAGAGCAAAACAUCUUGCAUAUGCUGCAUCAGAUUCUGACACCUUUCUUACUGAGAAGACUGAAAUCCGAUGUUGCUCUUGAGGUUCCUCCUAAACGAGAAGUUGUGGUAUAUGCACCGCUGGCAAAGAAGCAAGAAACUUUCUACACUGCCAUUGUAAAUCGCACCAUUAGGAAACUGCUUGGAAGUAAUGAGGAAGAAGUAGUUGAGUUGAGUCCUACAGGCCGACCAAAACGCCGUAGUCGAAAACUGGUUGAUUAUUGUGAAGAAAAUAAUGGUUCACCUGAUGACUUGGAAAAAUUGAUCAGCAAAAUGCAAGAGGAAGUAGAAAAAGAGAGGCCAGUGGUAGAAGUGAGCAUUCCCAUGGAUUCAGAGGUGAACCUUAAACUGCAGAAUAUUAUGAUGUUACUGAGGAAAUGUUGUAAUCACCCCUAUCUUAUUGAAUAUCCAUUGGACCCUGCUACACAACAAUUCAAGGUUGAUGAAGAUCUAGUAAAGAAUUCAGGCAAGUUUCUACUCUUGGACCGAAUGCUUCCAGAACUGAAAAAGAGAGGACAUAAGGUCUUGUUGUUCUCACAAAUGACUAUGAUGCUUGACAUUUUGAUGGAUUACUGCUAUCUGAGAGACUUCAGAUUUAGUCGAUUGGACGGCUCUAUGUCCUACUCGGAGAGAGAAGAAAAUAUGCAUCAAUUUAAUACGGACCCUGAAGUCUUCCUGUUCUUAGUGAGUACAAGAGCUGGAGGCUUGGGCAUUAACUUAACUGCGGCAGACACAGUUAUCAUAUACGAUAGUGACUGGAACCCCCAGUCGGACUUGCAGGCGCAAGACAGGUGUCACAGAAUUGGCCAGACAAAGCCGGUGGUUGUUUAUCGUCUUGUGACAGCAAAUACUAUUGACCAGAAGAUUGUGGAGAGAGCUGCUGUCAAGAGGAAGCUGGAGAAGCUGAUUAUCCACAAAAAUCAGUUUAAAGGUGGCAAAUCUGGUCUAGCACAGUCAAAGAGCUGCCUGGACCCUCAGGAAUUAAUAGAAUUACUGAAAUCCAGAGACUAUGAGAGGGAGGUUAAAGGAUCUAAAGAAAAAGUAAUCAGUGAUAAAGAUCUAGAGUUACUCUUGGAUAGAAGUGAUCUUAUUG
Messenger RNA from Fulmarus glacialis (Northern fulmar), 2272 nucleotides. RefSeq names its product helicase, lymphoid-specific (gene HELLS). The record is from RefSeq and is a predicted model, not a curated record. The transcript is spliced from 20 exons. Lineage: Eukaryota; Metazoa; Chordata; Aves; Procellariiformes; Procellariidae. Gene Ontology annotation, cellular component: pericentric heterochromatin; nucleus. Gene Ontology annotation, biological process: DNA methylation-dependent constitutive heterochromatin formation; negative regulation of gene expression via chromosomal CpG island methylation; pericentric heterochromatin formation. Gene Ontology annotation, molecular function: ATP-dependent chromatin remodeler activity; chromatin binding; ATP binding. The annotation marks the transcript as partial.